This is a messenger RNA of Ctenopharyngodon idella (grass carp), 2041 nucleotides long. RefSeq lists its product as uncharacterized. Bases 131 to 1474 code for a protein of 447 amino acids. The record is from RefSeq and is a predicted model, not a curated record. The transcript is spliced from 5 exons. NCBI's taxonomy places the organism in Eukaryota, Metazoa, Chordata, Actinopteri, Cypriniformes, Xenocyprididae.
GUUCUUUCAAAAUGGGCGUCUUGAAAACGUUGCCUAAACGUCGAAGGUUUCUCAGACUUUGCACAAACAGUCCGUCUGUCACCACUGGAGAUAGGACGAACAUCAAAGAGUGCAAGAAAUUUAUGACAACAUGGCAUCCAUUUCAGCUGACCAGAAUACCCAGCAUACCCCUCAGCUGCUGUCAGUUGGAGAAAAGGAUAAGAAACGGUUGCUAGAGGUGUAUGUUAAGCGAAGUCUCAGCCUUAAUGAUGGAACACAAUGUCCUCGGAGACAGGAGCACAGAUCACACAAAUGGGUCCCCAUCACUGAGCAGAAGACAAGAGAUCGCAGACAUUCCAGCGAUACAUCUCUGAACUUGACUUCACAAGCCACCAUCUCAGUUGAGGACAUUAGAUAUGAGCAUGUCUUUGAACCACAACUGGAAAAAAAGGAGAUGCCUUCUGAGAAGAAAUCCAAAAAGUGGAAAGUUAAAGGCAGUCUGCGUCGCAACGAUGGCUCUAAUGGGUCGCAGAAGUCCAAUGGCAAACCCAAGAAGUGGUUUCAACAUUUGGAUAAGGGCAAGGAGGAAGGUGGGCUAAGCAGUGAUGCUUCCCCCCAAACAAGUACGGUUGCUGUUGGAGAUAUUCAUUCAAAGACACCAGAGUCUUCUACAGUGGAAAGGAAGGAAAAAGAAGGCAAGAAGACUAAGAAACCCACUGUAUGGAAGACUUUCUUGAGCUUUUUUUCCAAAGGAAGCAAUGAAAAGGAACAAGAUCGUCAGAGAACUGAAGAAAAGCUCCCACUUUCCCAACCCUCAACACCCCAAAUGUCUUGUUUGCCUUUAGCUGAUGGCAAAUCAAAAGGUGACGUCAACCUGCGCCACUCAAAAUCUUUGAAAAAGAAAAAGUCGCAGAGGAGAUCAUUAAAAUGGAGGCGAAGUGGAGAUAUGUCCACUGCAAAAUCUGUUGCGAUGGUGGAACCCACCAACUUGUACUAUGAGAAAAUGUCAGAGGAACUGGAGAAAAUUGUGCAUGAAGUGAAAGACAAUCCAGCCGAUGACAGUGCCACUUCUCAACCAAUAGACCAGAUGUCACAAGAAGAGGUUAUCAGGAGAAUCACAGAACUGAUAAAACGAGAAGGGGACAAACUAGAUAUCGGGCUGAAAGGGAACACCCCUGUGAUCAGUUUUCUGAACGGGAUCACCUAUAGAUCCUUCCAGCAAAUGGCUGAUCAAUAUGUUCAGUCAGAAGUUCCAAAUAAGGACACCUGCCCAACCGUUGUGGCACCAGAGCUGGUGAAGUUCGCCUUCACUCUGGACUUCACUGCUCAAGUCGCUAAUCUGCACCGCCAGGCCACAGGCCACAUCAUGGGCUUGGGGAACCAGUAUCUCCAAGAUCGCUUCACUCACAUGAGUGAGAGCCAUCCGCAUCUCGCUGACUUUAAAGCAGAGGAUCAGAAAACGCAGAACUCUGAGCAAGAAUUCAUAAGCUUGUAGAAGCGUGAGCUUCUAGUUGACAUAGUUUUACUGGAUAUACCUCUGAACUGUACAAAACACGAUGGAAUGAAGGAUUUUAAAAAUUUGUUUUAAAACAUUAUUGAAGUUAUUUGAAAUUUGGGAGGAAACACUUUGUGAAUAUUUCUAAAGAAAUUGAAACCACCAGCCUUUGAGAAUUUUGAACAUACUAAACCCUUGCGUAAUUUGUUGCUAUGUGUAAAUUAAAAAAAACAAACCUGAAUGAAGUAAGCUAGAGAAAUGUAAACGCUUUCUGCAAAUGUUUGCACAACUGCAUUCAUUAUUUUUAUUUAUAUAUUGUAAUGUUUUUUUUUUGUUUUGUUUUUGUUUUUUAAUCUGUAUAUUAUACCACUCUCUAAGCAUGUAUGUAUUUUAAAUAUGUUGUAACUGUGUAUGCGGGCAUAUGCAGAAUGUUUACACCAUAAUGAUAAAAUAUAGUGAAUAUGUUUUAUAAAGUGUUGUCCAUGAUUUCAUUUAUUCAUUUUCUUCUAAAAUUGUGUUAAAUAACUAAUUAAAAUUAUCCAAAAUAAUAAAAACAGUAUAGUUUUA